Camellia sinensis is the source of this 1284-nucleotide messenger RNA. NCBI's taxonomy places the organism in Eukaryota, Viridiplantae, Streptophyta, Magnoliopsida, Ericales, Theaceae. The record is from RefSeq and is a predicted model, not a curated record.
AUGUCUCUAUGGAGCCGAGAUGAGGCACUGAUGUGCAAAGUCUUCCCAUCCAGCUUGGGAGAAACUGGACUUCGAUGGUUCGAUCGGCUCCUCGCUGGAUCAAUUCAUGGCUGGAAGCAGCUUUCCGAAGAGUUCCUAGCCAGGUUCGUCUCCAAUACUAAAAUCUCGAAAGAGCCGGAUACACUGUUCCGUCUCCGAAAGGAGCAGGAAGAAACGCUGCCCAGUUAUGCUAGGAGGUACUGGGAAGAGUACAAUGACCUGGAGGAAAACGUGUGCAGUGAGCAGAUGGCCGUUAUGUCUUUCAAACAUGGUCUGGGACUGGAAAGUAAGUUGAGACAAUCACUUACCAGGCGCCUAGCUACAACAUUGAAAGAUUUGUGUGCCAAGAUUGAGCAGUACGCUUGCCUCGAAGAUGAUCAGAUCUCCAUUGAGGUAGCAUCAGCAGAACAAACAGCUCGGCACAAGAAGAGAACAGAUCGAGGAGAACACCGAGGGCUCAUGGUGAAUGAGGUGGAUAAGUCCAAAUCUCACGAAGCCGUCGUGACUAUCCGGCUCGGAGAUCCGGCUCGGCGCAAUCAGAAGCUCAGAUGCACCUACUAUCAAGACAGGGGACACAUGGCUCAGAACUGCAGAGCACUGAAGCAACACUUAGAGAACCUAGUAGCAGCUGGGCACCUCCGGGAUUACAUUGAUCAGGAUAAGGAAGUGACCGAACUGGGGAACCCACCACCAGAACCGAAUACUGAGCACCCACCUCAGCUGAUAAUAAAUGUGAUCCAUGGAACAGCGACCCAGGGACGUGAGGAGGCACUGAAAGAAGAGAUUGCUAAGGCUAUGCAAAUUCAGCAGGUCAUGUCAGUAGAGCCCGCAUCGAAAAAGGUACGCACGGUACCCAAACCCCCCUUGUGUACUGUUUCAUUUACUAGAAAGGAUUUAGAAGGCAUACAACACCCACUUACUAAUGCACUGAUUAUUAUUGUGGGAAUUGGGAAACGAUUUGACGUAAAACGAGUCCUGGUAGAUCAAGGCAGCGCAGCAGACAUAUUGUAUUAUGACUUGUUCAGAAAGCUUGGUCUCUCCGAGCAGCACCUCACCCCAGCGAUAGCUCCGUUAGUUGACUUCAAUUCACAGCUAGAAUGGCUGCUUGGCAGAAUAGUGUUGCUAGUCGUGGCAGGAACAAAAACCCUCCAGAUAGAGUUUCUAGUUAUUAAUACACCACACCAUCCCCUUACAACGCCAUACUUGGCCGUCCAUGGAUUCAUCAAAUGGAGGCAGUCCCUUUAA